Molecule: messenger RNA, 2586 nt
Organism: Coturnix japonica (Japanese quail)
Lineage: Eukaryota; Metazoa; Chordata; Aves; Galliformes; Phasianidae
Gene: F7
Product: coagulation factor VII
Biological process (GO): proteolysis; blood coagulation
Cellular component (GO): extracellular region
Molecular function (GO): serine-type endopeptidase activity; calcium ion binding
Source: RefSeq, a predicted model, not a curated record
UCCUUCAAGUUAUCCUAAGGCUCUUGCUUUUGGUGAUGGCAGUUGUGUGUUUAUUCUACCAGCUGAGGGAAACCCCUUCCAUGCUCCUGUGUGUCUCUUGCAACCAUGUCAGCUGCCCUCACAGGGAGAGUAGCUGGAGCAGCUAUGAUGUCUAUUGAGCUGUGGAACUUUGUAAAGCAGAGAACCGACAGCCUGGCACUCAGCUGACAAGAAAUGAGAGAAGGGAAGGGCACUGUGCUUCUGAAGCAGCAAAAGGAAGUGAAGUGGCAGCUCCAUGGUAGCUUCAGUGUGUGCCUGAAAAACAGCAUCUAGAUGAAUACAGCAGAACCAGUGCUACGUGGUUCUCAGGUGUCUGCUGACCAGGUCUCUCAAAUUGUGAUGAACAGGGCUGGAAAAAAUAUGUUAAAGUCUAAAAUGUUCCAGUGUAAAUAAGUAGAGGACAUAGGAAUGGAAGGGGGAGGGUGUUGCUAUCCACGCACUUUGCACGUUGCCCUGUUGGGGUCUGGAUGUAGGCUGAUAUAUAUGCAAUGUAUCUGCAGUGUGAAGUUAAGUAUAAGACCUUAAAGAAAGUCAUAUUAAAUGCACACAGCCUGACUCGAUCUCAGCAGAACAACUCAGCUAACAUUCCUACGAUGGACAAAUAUUUAUGAACAUCCUGUGAUAAAUGAGGUAUAUGAUAAAUGAGUACUUUAACCCUUCAGAGAACUUACAGAGGCUAUAUUAAGCACUGUUUCUGUAUCUGUGGCCAAACAGUGGCAAGGAGAUCUCACCUGCAGGUCCAAAGGGCACAAGCAGAGUACCCCAGGAGUCAGUUCUGGCUCCAGUCCUGUUUAACAUCUUCAUUAACAAUCCAGGCAAUGGGGUAAGGUGUACCCUCAGUAAAUUUGCAGAUGGCACAAAACUGAGGGGAGCUGCUGAUUCACCAGAGGGUCAUGCUGCCAUUCAGAGGGACCUUGACAGGCUGGAGAGAUGGGCUGAUAGGAACCACAUGAAGGAGAAACAGCUCCAGGCACCCACCUGGAAGUCAGCUCUGCAGAAAAGGACCCAGGAGUUCCAGUGGAUGCCAUGUUGAAGAUGAGUCAGCAGCGUGCCCUGCUCAGCAUUGUCUUUUUAAAGCAGGAAGAGGCGAACAGCAUUUUUCAAAGGCACAGAAGAGCCAAUAGCUUCUUCGAAGAGAUAAAACUGGGGUCACUAGAGCGAGAAUGCAUGGAAGAAAAGUGUUCAUUUGAGGAAGCAAGAGAGAUCUACCGUGAUGAUGAGAGGACACAAGAGUUCUGGCACAUCUAUUCUGACCCCAACCAAUGUGACUCCAACCCUUGUCAGAAUGGAGGGAGCUGCGAUGACCAGUUUCAGGAUUACGUCUGCCGCUGUCCUCCAGAGUACGAGGGCAAGAGCUGUGAAAUAGCUGUGGCCGAGAACCUGAAGUGCAUUUAUGACAAUGGCGGCUGUGAGCAGUACUGUGCUGACAAGCAGUCUGAAAAACGAGUGUGCUUCUGUGCAGAGGGCUACGCCUUAGCGAGUGAUGGUGUGUCCUGCAUUCCCCAAGUGAAAUACCCUUGUGGAAAAAUACCAGUGCUGGCAAAAAAGAAUGUGACUGCUCGGGGCAGAAUAGUAGGUGGUGUCACCUGUCCUCCAGGUGAAUGUCCAUGGCAAGCCCUUAUAAUACAGGAUAAGAAAGGGAAGUGUGGUGGUAGUCUGCUCUCGCCAGAGUGGGUGGUGACUGCAGCUCAUUGCCUGGAUUACACUCAUACCAAACAGCUCCGCGUGAGGCUGGGUGAAUACUCAAUAAAAGUUGAUGAGAAAACUGAGCAAGAACGUGCAGUUAGCAAGAUCAUCAGACACGAAGAAUACAUCAAUGGACAAGUCAAUCAUGACAUUGCCCUCUUGAAGCUGGAAACACCCGUGAAUCUCACCGAUUUUGUGGUGCCAAUAUGUUUGCCUGAAAAACGGUUUGCAGUGUACGAGCUGUCCUCCAUUAAGUUCUCAACGGUGAGCGGAUGGGGACGGCUACUAGAUGGAGGGGCUACUUCUACUUUUCUGAUGCGAGUUGAUUUGCCACGUGUAAAGACACAAGAAUGUGAAAAGCAGGCUAAGUUAAACGUCACCGAGAAUAUGUUCUGUGCAGGAGACCUGACUGGCAAAAAAGACUCCUGCAAGGGAGACAGUGGUGGACCUCACGCAACGAAGUAUAAGAACACCUGGUUUCUGACUGGGAUUGUCAGCUGGGGAAAGGGUUGUGCUGUUGAAGGCAGCUAUGGGGUUUACACAAGGGUAUCCAGAUACAUCGACUGGUUGAAGAAGCACAUGGAAUGACAACAGUGAACCAGAGCAUUUCCUUGCCUUCAUCCCUCUGUGGCAUUUUCCUACUGAAGCAUUCCUCCGUUAACUCAGACACAUGGUAAAGGUGAUAUUGUUCACAGUUUUAAAUGAGCCUAAUGCCUGCCUGAAUAGAUAAAAUAACUUUGAUAUUGUUGUAAACUUGAAUGUCUUGUCAAGAGGCCACAGAAAGGCUCUAUCAAACCAGAUGCAGAGUCCCUCAUUCUUCACCCAUUUUCUGGUAAUAGAAAAGCUUGGUGCUGAAAAACA